AUGUCCUGCCAGCAGAGCCAGCAGCAGUGCCAGCCCCCUCCCAAGUGUGCCCCCAAGUGCCCUCCCAAGUGCCAGACACCAAAGUGUCCCCCCAAGUGUCCCCCCAAGUGUCCUCCCAAGUGUCCCCCUGUGUCUUCCUGCUGUAGCCUGGGUUCUGGGGGCUGCUGUGGCUCCAGCUCUGGGGGAGGCUGUGGCUCCAGUUCUGGGGGCUGCUGCAGCUCUGGGGGUGGUGGCUGCUGCCUGAGCCACCACAGGCCCCGCAGAUCUCUCCGUCGCCAUCGUCACAGCUCUGGAUGCUGCAGCAGUGGCGGCAGCAGUGGAUGCUGUGGCAGCAGUGGCAGCAGCAGUGGAUGCUGUGGCAGCAGUGGAGGCAGCAGCUGUGGCACUUCUGAACACCCACAAGCCAAGAUGUCCUGCCAACAGAGCCAGCAGCAGUGCCAGCCCCCUCCCAAGUGUGCCCCCAAGUGCCCUCCCAAGUGCCAGACACCAAAGUGUCCCCCCAAGUGUCCCCCCAAGUGUCCUCCCAAGUGUCCCCCUGUGUCUUCCUGCUGUAGCCUGGGUUCUGGGGGCUGCUGUGGUUCCAGCUCUGGGGGAGGCUGUGGCUCCAGCUCUGGGGGCUGCUGCAGCUCUGGGGCUUCUGAACACCCACAGGCCAAGAUGUCCUGCCAGCAGAGCCAGCAGCAGUGCCAGCCCCCUCCCAAGUGUGCCCCCAAGUGCCCUCCCAAGUGCCAGACACCAAAGUGUUCUCCCAAGUGUCCUCCCAAGUGCCCCCCUGUGUCUUCCUGCUGUAGCCUGGGUUCUGGGGGCUGCUGUGGUUCCAGUUCUGGGGGAGGCUGUGGCUCCAGCUCUGGGGGCUGCUGCAGCUCUGGGGGUGGUGGCUGCUGCCUGAGCCACCACAGGCCCCGCAGAUCUCUCCGCCACAGACACCAGAGUUCUGGAUACUGUGGCAGUGGUGGCAGCAGUGGAUGCUGUGGCAGCAGUGGCGGCAGCAGUGGAUGCUGUGGCAGCAGUGGUGGCAGCAGCUGUGGCAGUAGCCAACAGUCUGGUGGAUGUUGCUGA
This is a messenger RNA of Peromyscus californicus insignis, 1059 nucleotides long. RefSeq names its product keratin-associated protein 5-1-like. The transcript has 3 exons. Bases 1 to 1059 code for a protein of 352 amino acids. The record is from RefSeq and is a predicted model, not a curated record. Lineage: Eukaryota; Metazoa; Chordata; Mammalia; Rodentia; Cricetidae. Gene Ontology annotation, biological process: epidermis development.